Molecule: messenger RNA, 447 nt
Organism: Nicotiana tabacum (common tobacco)
Lineage: Eukaryota; Viridiplantae; Streptophyta; Magnoliopsida; Solanales; Solanaceae
Source: RefSeq, a predicted model, not a curated record
CUUCAUAAUUGAUACUCCAAUUUUGUAAUCCUUUAUGCUCCCCCUUUCCUUCCUCGAAGGAAAAUUGCCUUCAGAAAUCAUUCGAGAGAGGAAAAAGAAUUCACAGAAGCCACAGCGAAUCGAAAUCUAGAUGAAGAUGAGCAGUACGCAAGGUCCACAUUCUCUGGCCUUUAGGGUCAUGAGACUAUGUCGACCUUCUCUUCACAUCGAAACUCCGCUCCGUUUCGACCCUACAGAUCUUUUGUUCGGCGAAGACCUGUUCGAUGAUCCUGUCGCCGCUGAGCAUCUCCCUCGUCUCCUAGCCGAUACCGUCUCCUCCGCCGCCGCCACCACCGCCGGCAAUACUUCAGUUGAUCCCUCGGAUCUGUCUUACCGGAAUAGAUUCCUUCUUCAGCAUCCUUCUGAUUCGCUUGGACUCCCUGGCCUCCUACUUCUCCCUCAGUCCUU